Girardinichthys multiradiatus is the source of this 2745-nucleotide messenger RNA. Its product is annotated as zinc finger protein 70-like. The transcript has 4 exons. Gene Ontology annotation, molecular function: RNA polymerase II cis-regulatory region sequence-specific DNA binding; DNA-binding transcription factor activity, RNA polymerase II-specific. Bases 845 to 2650 code for a protein of 601 amino acids. Lineage: Eukaryota; Metazoa; Chordata; Actinopteri; Cyprinodontiformes; Goodeidae. Gene Ontology annotation, cellular component: nucleus. The record is from RefSeq and is a predicted model, not a curated record. Gene Ontology annotation, biological process: regulation of transcription by RNA polymerase II.
GCGUUGACGUACGCUACAUGACGCAAAUGCGGCAUCUGACCCGACCAUGGAGAGAAGUGACUUUCUGCUAACACUAGCUGCUAAGCGAACAUUGUGAAAUGUUAAUGUUUUCUUUGGCUUCCCGAGUGUCUCAUAAACGUACUUUAAAAAGCGUUAUUCAUUUUAACUGAUGUAUGAAGUUUGUUGUGUGUUUCUAGGGCAAGAUUACCUUCCGUUAGCUACAGAAGCUACGAGUGUUAGCUUAACCUGUUAGCUGAAGGCAGACACUCAGCAGGACCGAGCUCACAGCAAGUCAGAGGGACGUUUUGAUGGAAAACAGGCGGUGUUUGUGAUGCUUAAGGACUUAAACUUCUCUGUUGUGAAUGAGCAUUUCAGGAGUUCAGCAUUGGAGAAAGGACAGCUUACAGGGAAGGGAGGAUCCAACACACAGUGAGCAAAUGGACUCAGUUUCAUGGUGACUAUCUUCUACACCAUUUUUAACUGCAUUUUACUAAGAAUAUUAGUUUCUUUAAAGCCGAACUAACCAAAGCUGUAUUCUGGAAUAUAGAAACGGGGAGCCCACUGAGCAAUACAGAUGAAUUCAACAUUGAGGCUACAGACCUAAUUUCGACCUGGCUCACGCUUUUACCCCAAAGAAACCACUGAAGAAAAUUGGGCAGCUAUUUACAACAUAUAAGAAUUAAACACGUGAUUAAAGAUAAUCGUGACACAAAAAAGACAUAUUUUGCUGUUAAAAUCCCGGAGGUGACGUAAAAGGGGACGUCCCAUUUGUACUCUCAUUCAUUGUGUGAACGUCGGUGAUAAAUUGUUUCGGUAGAAGCCAAUUUGUGUAAAAAAAAAAAAAAUGGUAAAACGUUGCAUUGCCGGUGGUUGCAGCAACACUGCGACAGCAACCGUUAGUCUGCACUACUUUCCCGAAGAGAAGAAGAUCAGAGCUGCCUGGAUCAGAGCAGUGAAACUGACGAGGGAUAGAUGGCCUGGUCCAACCAAGUACAGUCAGUUGUGCUCCGAGCACUUUUCGGCUAACUGCUUCGUGGAACAAACGUCCGAAUUCGCCAGAGAAAUGAUGUCGGAGUUCGGGAUAUCUUAUAGACGGAGGAGAAUGUUGAAAGCAGAUGCUAUCCCCACGCUUUACAGCGCAUCUACUAUGAAAACGUCGUCGACAAAAAAGUCGCUAGCUGUAGCUCGGCAGAAAAUGGUGAAGGAAACUUCACCAGAAUCGAGUUCUGCUCAUGGAGAAACUGUCCUCACAGGAACAUUGUUGUCAGAACCUCAAGAUGUAAGCGUACAUGCGAGGGUUGUGUCUACAAACUGCCCUGUGUGUGGACAUCAGAAAAUGGAGACUAACACCAAACCACCUCCGACUAGGACACCUGACAUUAACAAGCCCAACAUCCAGCACCUGUUGGUGAUCAAAGAGGAGCUUCCUGCUGAGGAGCAGAACUGCAGUCCCAAACCGGAGCCGGAGGACCAGAAGCCCCCACAGAUUAAAGAAGAACAGGAGGAGGCUGAGAUCACGGAGUCAAAGUUCAGUCCUGUCCCUGUGAAGAGUGAAGAUGAUGAGGAGAAACCUCAGUUCCCAGAACUGCAUCACAACCAGACUGAGGUGAACAUAGACUCUGCAGGGCCAGAUCAAGAUGAAUGUUUAGAAUCAGAUGUUGAAGAUAAAACUUCAGAUUCUUCUUCAGAGUCCUCAGAGACGGACGUCAGUGAUGGUAACUGGGAGGAGAGCAGCGAAACUCAAUCAGGUCUAGACUCUGUGAAACACAAAGUCCGUGUCGGUUAUAGAGAAACUCAGAAAGGUAAAAAGUUACACAUCUGCACUGAGUGUGGGAAAACAUUUAGCCGCAAACCUAAUUUGUUAGAACACAACAGAAUCCACACAGGAGAAAAACCCUUCAGCUGCUCCGUCUGUGACAGAACCUUUACAUGGAAACAGUCAUUGACGCAACAUAUGAGAACGCACAGCGAAGGAAAGCCUUUCAGCUGCUCCGUCUGUGACAAAGCUUACACUUCUAAGGGAAGCUUAAUAGAGCACACAAAAGUCCACACAGGGGAACGACCUUUCAAAUGUUCUGUCUGUAACGCAGCUUUUAAAAGGAAGAAUAAUUUAACAGAACAUGAAAGGAUUCACACUGGAGAGAGGCCGUUCAGCUGCUCCGUCUGUAACAAAGCUUUUACCUCUAAGGGAAACUUGAUAGAACACACAAAGGUCCACACAGGUAAAAGACCUUUCAGAUGUUCUGUCUGUAAUGCAGCUUUUAAAAGUAAACAAACUUUAGUAGAGCACAUAAGAACCCACACAGGGGAGAGGCCAUUCAGUUGCUCAAUCUGCAGCCGAACCUUUGGUCACAAGUCAUAUCUUGCCGUUCACAUGAGAGAUCACACUGAAGAAAAACCUUACAGCUGUUCUGUUUGCAAUGCAACAUUCAAAAGGAAAUUUACCUUAGUGGAACACACAAAAACCCACACCGGAGAGAAACCAUACAGUUGCUCGGUCUGUGGCAAGAGCUUUGCUCAUUGUUUGAGUCUGACCUGUCACAUGAGAAGUCACACAGGGGAAAAUCCAUACAGUUGCUCGGUCUGUAAGGUAACGUUCAGAUGGAGACAAGCAUUUGUGAAGCACACCGGUACGCAUGCAGGAGAAUGAUCUGUUACCUGCUCAGACUGUGAUCAACGCUUUAGUUAGCUCAACAGGCAUCACUGGGGAAAAAAGAUGUAUACAACAUGAGGUUUUAUGCAUUC